Messenger RNA from Bufo gargarizans (Asiatic toad), 741 nucleotides. RefSeq names its product gastrula zinc finger protein XlCGF71.1-like. The transcript has a single exon. Gene Ontology annotation, biological process: regulation of transcription by RNA polymerase II. Gene Ontology annotation, molecular function: DNA-binding transcription factor activity, RNA polymerase II-specific; RNA polymerase II cis-regulatory region sequence-specific DNA binding. The annotation marks the transcript as partial. The record is from RefSeq and is a predicted model, not a curated record. NCBI's taxonomy places the organism in Eukaryota, Metazoa, Chordata, Amphibia, Anura, Bufonidae.
UGUCCUGAAUGUGGAAAGUGUUUUAGUGAGAAAUCAAGUCUUAUUAAACAUCAGAGAAUUCACACAGGAGAUAAGCCAUUUUCAUGUGCUGAAUGUGGGAAGUGUUUUAGUCACAAAUCAACUUGUGAUGUACAUCUGAGAACUCACACAGGAGAGAAGGCAUUUCCAUGUCCUGAAUGUGGAAAGUUUUUUAGUGUGAAAUCAAAUCUUAUUAAACAUCAGAGAACUCACACAGGAGAGAGGCCAUUUUCAUGUCCUGAAUGUGGAAAGUGUUUUAGCUACAAAUCAUAUCUUGAUAAACAUCUGACAUCUCACACAGGAGAGAAGCCGUUUUCAUGUCCUGAAUGUGGAAAGUCUUUUAGUGAGAAAUCAAGUCUUAUUACUCAUCAGAGAACUCACACAGGAGAGAAGCCAUUUUCAUGUCCUGAAUGUGGAAAGUGUUUUAGUGAGAAAUCAAAUCUUAUUACUCAUCAGAGAACUCACACAGGAGAGAAGCCAUUUUCAUGUCCUGAAUGUGGAAAGUGUUUUAGUGAGAAAUCAAGUCUUAUUAAACAUCAGAGAAUUCACACAGGAGAUAAGCCAUUUUCAUGUCCUGAAUGUGGAAAGUGUUUUAGUGACAAAUCAAGUCUUAAUAAACAUCAGAGAAUUCACACAGGAGAUAAGCCAUUUUCAUGUCCUGAAUGUGGGAAGUGUUUUAGUCACAAAUCAACUUGUAAUAUACAUCUGAGAACUCACACAGGA